UCAAAUAAAUGUGCUACUGAUAAGGUGAAAAUUACCCUCCCAGCUUCACAAGCCAAAAAGGCAGCUGUUCUGAAAAGCUUAGUGAGUAACCCUAGACCAAGAAAGCAACUGGAAAAGAGGGGAGUGGUUACUACACCAGAGGAACAAAGCGAAGUAACAACACUAAAAGGAUUAGCUUUUGGCAUUUCCAGCAGACUUGACAAAGUCAAGGCUUCAAGGUCGGUCAAAAGAGAGCAGCAUUUACUGCAUUUAAAUCUUUGGCUUUUAGAGAAAAUAUUUAGAAGUCCAGAGCUAAAAGAUCCUUAAGGUAACUAGUUAACCUUAAUGAACAGUGUUAGUAAAGCCAUCAAAUAUCAGGAAAGAUACACCCAGCUGGUUUUAUACUAAGAGAAGGUUCGGCAAGAUGCUAUACUGA
Pocillopora meandrina is the source of this 415-nucleotide messenger RNA. The record is from the annotation of a GenBank genome assembly. Lineage: Eukaryota; Metazoa; Cnidaria; Anthozoa; Scleractinia; Pocilloporidae.